Messenger RNA from Struthio camelus australis, 1356 nucleotides. NCBI's taxonomy places the organism in Eukaryota, Metazoa, Chordata, Aves, Struthioniformes, Struthionidae. The record is from RefSeq and is a predicted model, not a curated record.
UCUGGUAGGGUCAUGAACCUAAGACAAGUCUUUGUGUCUGUACUGAUGUUUGGAGUAGCUGGUCUACUCCUCUUCAUGUAUCUGCAAGCUUGGAUUGAAGAGCAACAUACAGGGUCUGGAGAAAAAUUGCAACAACAGAUAAUUAAUCAGGAUUUCAAGUUACCACCUCCUGGGGAGCCAAGGAGAGCAGCCAAGAACAGGAGCACUGCUACUGGCCUCAGGAAGCAAGAGACGGUGGCCUCAGGGGGCAAGCCUUCACAGGGGAAGGCUGACCCUUUUGGUGUGGUAGCUGUCUCCUUGGCGAGCCGACUGUCAGACCAGCAGAAAAUGACCAAGUCGUUUCUCAGCCAAUUCAGAGAGCUGUAUUUACCCCCUGCAAUGCGCCCUUUAAACAAGAGUUUAAUCAAGGGAGACAAGUGGAAGGAUGUUGAUGGUGCCCAGGAAAAACGCAGAUCCUUCCUUUAUGGCUUCUGUAAAAAAUACAACAGCGGAAAGAAGCUGCGAACCCACCUUGUGCAUGUGGUGUCAAGGAUUUAUGUGGAGGAUAGAUACAAGAUCCUGUACUGCGAAGUGCCUAAAGCAGGCUGCUCCAACUGGAAAAGGGUUCUCAUGGUGCUCAGUGGACUUGCUGCUUCAGCUCACAACAUUUCCCAUGAUGAUGUACACUACGGUAAGCAUCUAAAGAAACUAGACAGUUAUGACCUGAAAGGGAUAUACGCACGUUUGAACUCUUACACUAAAACUAUAUUUGUACGUGACCCAAUGGAAAGACUGGUAUCUGCGUUCAGGGAUAAGUUUGAACAUCCAAACAGCUAUUACCAUCCAGUAUUUGGGAAGGCAAUAAUUAAGAAAUACAGACAAAAUGCAAAUGAAGAAGCAUUGAAAACAGGAUCGGGAGUUAAGUUCAAAGAGUUUAUCCAGUAUUUGUUAGACUCCCAUCGGCCGGUAGGAAUGGACAUACACUGGGAGCAAGUCAGUAAGCUCUGCUAUCCCUGCCUCAUCAACUAUGAUUUUAUAGGAAAGUUUGAAACCCUGGAAGAAGAUGCUAAUUACUUUUUGCAGCUGGUAGGUGCUCCAGCUGAGCUGAAGUUUCCUAAUUUCAAAGACCGACAUUCCUCUGAUGAAAGAACAAAUGCAGAAGUCGUGAGGCAAUACUUAAAGGAAUUGUCUAAGCAAGAGAGACAGCUGACCUACGACUUCUACUACCUGGAUUACUUAAUGUUCAAUUAUACAUCACCAGUUGUAUAGCACCAGAAUCGCUUCAGGCUUCUAUUAGUUAUUUAUCAUUUCAGGAUUCGAAACAACUACUUUGAUGUUAGCCCUGAAAGGAAACAAAGUAACUGCUAAGUGGAGUUG